Molecule: messenger RNA, 981 nt
Organism: Larimichthys crocea (large yellow croaker)
Lineage: Eukaryota; Metazoa; Chordata; Actinopteri; Sciaenidae
Product: acylphosphatase-2
Exons: 4
Coding region: 61-378 (105 amino acids)
Molecular function (GO): acylphosphatase activity
Source: RefSeq, a predicted model, not a curated record
GCAGGCUUUAUUAAGUGGCAGCAAGGUUCACCUCUUACAAAGUGAUUAAACAAAAGGGCUAUGAAACCUCCUAGUGCUAUGACAAAAGCUAUGAAAGCUACGUCUCUAAGGAGAGCAAAUAAACCGGCUAUGAAAGGUGUUUGCUUCAGAAUGUACACAGAGGAUCAGGGUCAGCAUCUUGGACUCAGCGGUUGGGUGAAGAACACCAAACAGGGAACUGUGAUUGGUCAAAUCCAGGGACCGUUGGAUAAAGUCAAUGACAUGAAACACUGGCUGAAGACUAUCGGAAGUCCAAGUUCGAGAAUUGACCGAGCUGUCUUCUCCAACGAAAGAGAGAUUUCUAAACUGGAAAUCAACAGCUUCUUGACUCGUUAUUGAGCAUGCUUAGACACGCUGAUGUUACAUCAUAAAUAACUCCUGCCAUUAAAAAUAGAGUUGAAACAAUCAAGUCAACAGCACAUGCUGAUUAUUGAUGGCUGAAGUGGUUUAUCAGUAAAACCUCAGCAGUGUCAGAUUUUCAGGUUUAUAUAUUUUACAAAAGUCUGACAUGUAGACCACAGCCGUUUAAAUAAUGAAUCCAUCCUGAUCUGUACCUGUCUGAAUAAAUUUUUUGGAUAUUCUGUUCUCUGCCUUAUUGCUCACGUUUUGUCUGUGUUGGGGUUAGGUAAUCUAUCUCAAUGACUCCUCCCUUGUGGUUAGGGUAAGGGGGUGAGAGCCGUCCACGUCCGGGUCUGCGGACACGCUAUUUCCCGGGGUGCCAGAGACUCGGGACGUUGCCUACGGAAGGGGGGGUGGUGCAUCAAUUGCAGGAGAGAGGUGGGCUCAGGAGAGAAGUGCCAGGUGAGAGUGAUUAGCACACCUGUAGCCAAAUGUCUAAUCACGCUCCCUCUUUUACAACACAGUAGUGUGCUGGACCCAGGGGAGGAGGAAGAGCAGUACAGUACACUGCGCAGCAAAUUCAGUACUAGAAAAUUCCCACAG